Cajanus cajan (pigeon pea) is the source of this 618-nucleotide messenger RNA. RefSeq names its product retrovirus-related Pol polyprotein from transposon TNT 1-94. Gene Ontology annotation, molecular function: nucleic acid binding; zinc ion binding. Lineage: Eukaryota; Viridiplantae; Streptophyta; Magnoliopsida; Fabales; Fabaceae. Gene Ontology annotation, biological process: DNA integration. The record is from RefSeq and is a predicted model, not a curated record.
AUGGAAAAUAAUGAGAAGAUCGCGGAUUACUUUUCAAGAAUGCAAGUUCUUGUGAAUCAAAUGAAAACGUGUGGUGCUACUGUUUCAAAUCAGUUAAUGGUGGAGAAAGUGAUGCGGACUUUGAGUGCAAAGUUUGAUUACAUAGUUGUAACUAUUAAAGAAUCCAAAGAUCUCUUAAUAAUGAAGGUGGAGGAGUUGCAAGGAACUCUUGAGGCACAUGAACAACGUUUGGUUGAAAGAGACCAACAACGAGAGUCUGACCAUGCCUUGCAAACCAAGGUUGGUUUCAAGAGAGAUGGUGGCAAGAAACGGUGGAAGGGCAAAGAGAAAGUGCAAUAUAAUAAGGGUGGUGGUAGAGGAAAUACCUCUAAUAAUGGUCAUUCUGAUGGUGAUGAAGCUAAAACUUUAGAGAAGGAUGGUGGAAAGAAAAUAUGGAAGGGAAAAGGGAAGAAAAAUUUUGAUAAGUCCAAAAUUGAGUGUUAUAAUUGUGGUACAUGUGAGCACUUUGCUGAUGAGUGUAGGUCAGGCAAAGGCAAGAAGGGAAAUGAUGAGGCAUAUGUAGCAGAAUACGAAGAAAGCUCAGAGUCUAAGAAUGUUAUGCUUAUGGCUACUACAUGA